CGCGCGGCUACCCCGCCGACCCCUUUUGCCCUGCCGCGCGGUCCCGGCUCGUGACUCGGGCGCGUGACCCCAGUGGCGUCUCGUCUGUGGCGAGAGAGCGGGGCCGGCCCAGACCCGGCUCUGACCUGACCCGCGAGGUGACCUUGGUCUUGUCCACCGUCGCCUCCCACCGCCCCCUGUCCAGCGGUCGAGCGCUUGAGGACCUAGCGCGGCCCCACAGGCCUCCCGGAGGCGGGGGUGGCACUGGGAGAUGCCCCUUCACGUGAAGUGGCCGUUCCCGGCCGUGCCGCCGCUCACCUGGACCCUGGCCAGCAGCGUCGUCAUGGGCCUGGUGGGCACCUACAGCUGCUUUUGGACCAAGUGCAUGAACCAGCUCACCGUCCACAACAAGGAGGUGCUGUACGAGCUCAUUGAGAACCGAGGCCCCACCACGCCGCUCAUCACCGUCUCCAAUCACCAGUCCUGCAUGGACGACCCUCAUCUCUGGGGGAUCCUGAAAUUCCGCCACAUCUGGAACCUGAAGUUGAUGCGUUGGACCCCCGCAGCCGCCGACAUCUGCUUCACCAAGGAGCUGCACUCCCGCUUCUUCAGCCUGGGCAAGUGUGUGCCGGUGUGUAGAGGAGAUGGCGUCUACCAGAGGGGCAUGGACUUCAUCCUGGAGAAGCUCAACCAUGGGGAUUGGGUGCACAUCUUCCCAGAAGGGAAGGUGAACAUGAGCUCGGAGUUCCUGCGCUUCAAGUGGGGGGUUGGGCGCCUGGUCGCCGAGUGCCGUCUUGACCCUGUCAUCCUGCCCCUGUGGCACGUCGGAAUGAACGACGUCCUGCCCAACAACCCGCCCUACUUCCCCCGCUUUGGCCAGAAAAUCACCGUGCUCAUCGGGAAGCCCUUCAGUGCCCUGCCAGUGCUGGAGCGGCUCCGGGCGGAGAACAAGUCCACUGUGGAGACGCGCAAAGCCCUGACCGACUUCAUCCAGGAGGAGUUCCAGCGCCUCAAGACCCAGGCGGAGCAGCUGCACAGCCACCUGCAGUCCCGGAGCUAGGCGCGCCCUCCCGCACAGCCGCCACCCUCAGAGCCGGGCUGUGCACAGACUGGUGCUUGGCACUCGACUGCACGUGUGGAAUUUUGUUGGUCGCCCGUACCGGUGCCCUCGCCUGGCGGUGGGCACUCCCAUGCCCCACAGUUCUGCAGGAGUGACCUCAGCGGCUCCUCUCCCGCAGGCCAGGACGAGGAAGAGACUUAGGCAGAGCGUCCUCCCUGCCUGCCUUCAGCUGCUCUCUCCUGGGGGCUGGAAUCUGGAGGGGAGAGGAAGGAGGCGGGAGCCCUGUCGAGCUUCGGGCAGGGGUCCGAGGCCCCUUGGCCUGGCUUCCAUCUGUCCCCCUGCCCAGGAGCCGCUCACCACCUCAGGGAUGGCUAUCAGCCACGUCUUCCUUCUGCCUACACUGGCCAUGUUUGGGGGCGCCUCAAACAUGGGUUCUCGUCCUGGUCUGUGGACAAAAAAAGCCCACUUUUGCCAAAAGUCCAGCCCAACUGAACAGAGCCUGCAGGGAGGGCCCGGGACCCUAAGCCUUGGCUGUGGGCCCCCAUUCGGGGACCCACUGACUGGUGCAUUCUGUCUACCUCCCUGGCAUUACUCCCACCCCCGGGACCUGAGUUUGCCUGUUUUGUAAACAAUAAAGCAUCUGUGUUGUGCUGUUUUACCUCUGA
Condylura cristata (star-nosed mole) is the source of this 1704-nucleotide messenger RNA. It is a transcript of the gene TAFAZZIN, whose product is annotated as tafazzin. Gene Ontology annotation, cellular component: mitochondrial membrane. Lineage: Eukaryota; Metazoa; Chordata; Mammalia; Eulipotyphla; Talpidae. The transcript has 10 exons. Gene Ontology annotation, molecular function: 1-acylglycerophosphocholine O-acyltransferase activity. Gene Ontology annotation, biological process: cardiolipin acyl-chain remodeling; inner mitochondrial membrane organization. The coding region runs from base 251 to 1039 and encodes 262 amino acids. The record is from RefSeq and is a predicted model, not a curated record.